This is a messenger RNA of Sander lucioperca (pikeperch), 1193 nucleotides long. RefSeq names its product CMRF35-like molecule 1. The record is from RefSeq and is a predicted model, not a curated record. The transcript has 6 exons. The coding region runs from base 79 to 855 and encodes 258 amino acids. NCBI's taxonomy places the organism in Eukaryota, Metazoa, Chordata, Actinopteri, Perciformes, Percidae. Gene Ontology annotation, molecular function: transmembrane signaling receptor activity. Gene Ontology annotation, cellular component: plasma membrane.
CAUUUAGAGAAGUGAACAGUUCCUGGUUUACCAGUGAAGAAGAAAGAGAGGCAGCGUUAAACCAUCAGAUCCUCCAACAUGAACGUCUGUCAGUCUCUGAUCUGCUUCUUCUUCCUCACACUGCAGGAUGGAAACAUUGGUCUCAUCAAUGCAGAAAUCAUCGAGGGUACAGGAACUGAAGGAGGAAACAUCACAGUUAGAUGCUCCUUCACUUUAUCUGGAAAAAGGAGGAUCUUCUGUAAGGAUGAAUGUAAAGAUGGAGACAUUCUCAUUGAGACAGAAGAGGACACAGCCCAGAGAGGCAGAUACAGCAUCAGAUAUAUAGAAGGAAGUUUUCUUCUAUCUGGUACAGUUCUGUAUGUGAGCAUCACAAACCUGACUCAUUCUGACUCAGGACGGUACAGAUGUGGUUUGGUCAGAUCUUUCCCAUUCUCACCAUCAUACCAGGAGUUUGAGAUCCGAGUUACAGAUGCUCCAACCUCUCCUCUCAGACCUUCUUCACCAUCAGUCCCAUCGGCCUCCACACUGAUGACAUCACAGAGUUUAAGCUCCACACCUUCAUCAGCCUCCCCUGAAGCCAGCAAGCAGCCUCGACAGAAACACACAACACCAGCUGCACCUGAAGCUCCAGGGCUGGUGCUGUAUGUGCGUCUCCCUCUGGUCGUCUUGGUCAUCGUAUUAUCAGUGGCUGCUCUGAUUUUCUACAGGAAGAGGGCCAGGAAACCCAACGAACCUCAUCUGGAAACUGAGUACUCUAAUGUCACAGAGGCCAACCGAGUGAAUGAGGAGAUCAGAGAGGACAGUCAGAGCACAUCUCCUCCUGUAGAAGUGUCUACAGUUUACAUUUUCCACUGAAGCCAGUUCUCAGAAGAAAGUAAGUUAAAACUGUGGUAGGAUUUUAGCUUUGUGUUCAUGAAACUGUAUCUUCAGACUUUAACUUGACUGGGUAACAACUUCAUUGUACAGCAGAGGAAACGUUUUUGCAGUGGCAGAAUACAGAGAAGGGUGUAGUCACGUUCUUUAAAUGUGGUUUUAAACUAACUAUGUUUCUGAGAAGCGUGCUGCCUUCUUAAGAAACAGGAACCAGGUCAGUUUGAGAUAACUUCUCGUGCCUCAAACUUCUGUUGUUUUUAGGAGGAAGUCAUCACACUGAACGUGUGAACAGAGACAAAUAUAGAUAUUCAGUUCAAUAA